This is a messenger RNA of Owenia fusiformis, 5615 nucleotides long. Lineage: Eukaryota; Metazoa; Annelida; Polychaeta; Sabellida; Oweniidae. The record is from the annotation of a GenBank genome assembly.
GUUGGAAACCAAAAACAUUUUUCAGCUUGGAAUGUAAGGAAUGUAAGGAAAACGGAAAAUCACUCUAAAGGGGAGCUGACUAUAUGGAAACUGAACAUGGAAAAUGUAGUGCUGUGAUGGAACUAAAAGAAACAUGGAAAAUGGAUCAAAUAUGAUACCAUAAAAAUCAAAUCAAUUCUUAUUUUCAGUAUGAUUAACACUGUUAAUGUUAAAUUAACAUGUUCCUUAUUUUGAAAAAAAAAUUGUAGAUUUUUAUCAAACUUUAAAAUGGCGACUAUCAGGACAUAUGCAAGAAUCAAGCCGAAUCACGGAGAUUACGACGACUUUGAUGUUACCAAGGGAACUCUGUAUAUUCGUGUACCAGACCACCUCAAUGAUUUAAGUGGUGUACCCUUAAAGUCCAAAACUACCACUCUGAAUCAUGAGUUUAAAUUCGGACAUGUUUUCCCAGAGGAUGCCAAACAGGAAGAAGUGUUUGAUAAGGUGGCGCAACCUAUUGUUGAAAAUUUCCUAAAUGGUUACAAUGGGACUAUAUUUGCAUAUGGGCAGACAGGGAGUGGCAAAACAUUCACAGUUGAAGGGAGUGCCAGGAGAUAUGAAGAUAGAGGACUAGCCCCAAGAGCUUUGUCAAUGAUUUACAAGAAUCUGGAAGGGAGGGAGGACGAGACCAUCAGUAUUCACAUCUCAUAUAUGGAAAUCUAUCAGGAGAUUGGUUAUGAUCUCCUCAAUACAGCUGCUAGGAGCACCUCUGCUGUUACUCACUUUCCUAAGGUUGUUGUGACGGAAGGUGCCAGAAGUAGUUGUGUCGUGCGUAAUCUCUCCAAGCAUCUUGCAGCCAAUGAGGAGGUAGCGCAGAGUCUUCUUCUCCAGGGCCAAGCCAAUAGGAAAGUCUCGGAGACUCCAAUGAAUCAAAGGUCAUCAAGGUCACAUGCCGUAUUUACCAUACAUCUGACAUUAAAGAAAGAGGGCUCUGAUGUCAUUACAAAGUCAAAGCUGCAUCUGGUUGAUUUGGCUGGCUCUGAGAGAGUGUUUAAAACUGGAAUUGAAGGUCUUCAACUGAGUGAGGCCAAGUUUAUCAAUUUGUCCUUACAUCAUUUGGAGGGAGUCAUCAUUGCUCUGCAGAAAGGAGUAAAGGAGAGCACUAAGUCCAGGGCUAAAACUCCCUUAACUAACAUGUCAUGGACCAAGAGCUGGGUUGAUAGCAAGCGUCCCUCCACCGCUGACCCUUACAGACAAAGCAGACACAUUCCCUACAGGAACUCACUCUUAACAAUGAUGUUAAGAGAUAGUCUGGGAGGUAACUGUCUUACAUCUAUGGUUGCCACAGUUUCAAUGGAAGAGGAAAACCUUAAUGAGAGCAUAUCUACAUGUAGAUUUGCACAGAGAGUUGCAUGUGUCACCAACCAGGCCAGGAAAAAUGAGGAAAUAGAUGACAAGUCUAUGAUAAAGAGACUUCGUAAACGUAUCGCAGAACUGGAGACAGAGAUAGCAUUGUUGAAGGCUAGCCAGGGUGUGUCUGAGGAUGAGAUUGCUGGCAAGGUGCUUUCUGAUGAUGAGAAAGAAACAUGUGCCAAAGUUGUCAAGUCAUACCUCGCUGGCAAAGCACUGGACCCAAUCAGUGCAGGUAUCACUACGCCAUUGAUGUUCAAGUAUUGCUUCAAGCUGCUUAAGAAGCUUGUAGUUGACAACCACAAUGGUGGUAAAGAGAGACGAGUGUAUGACACAAGAGAUCCUAGUAGACGUCCUAUAUCAAACACCUCUCAUAUAUCAACUGUCUCCCAAGUCAGUAAUGCAACAAGCGGCUUUGAUGAGACAAUGUCUGCAACAGAUUUGGUUACAGCAAGACAACAUCAAAGGUCAAGUAGCGCUCCAGCUCCAAAUAAACGAACCAAACACCAGGACAUUUAUCCAGCAGAGGGCAGCACUUCUCCACGGCGUGGCUUUUCUGCGGAGCGUCAUCGUCACGGUGUCGAGGAAGCAUAUGAGGAUAUACCUAGAAGAAAAAUGAGUUCUGGCAGUGGUAUGAAGGGAUGGACAGGUGAUUCAUAUGUUGUGAAACCAAGGGAACCAUACAAAACUCCACAUGAGAAGAAAAUGGAACGUUCUGUGAGGAAACUAAACGAUAAGGUGGAAUCAAAACAGAGGGAGUUAACAGAACAGCGCCAACACCUGGAGGAGUUUGAACACAGCAUUAAAGAGCAACAACUUGAGAUUAUUAUCAAUGAACUCAGGAACAAGUUAGAAGUGACACAGAACCAGAUUGCGGACCAACAUGCAUAUUUGCAGAGACAAAGGAAAAGUGGCUGUGAACCAGAGCUGAUUGAGCAAGAGAAACUAGUCCUUAGACAACUCAAGAAACGAGAGGCUAAAAUGGAAAAGCGUCUCUAUAUCAUGCUGGAAACACUUGGUAACUAUAGAAACAAAAUGACGAUGAAAAAACAAGAAAUUGAUGAUAUCAUGAACCAAAGUCAACCAAUGUCUUUAGAACAGAAGUUUGGACCACAUACAUACAAACGAGAUGGAAAAUUGAAUGCUCGUCAAGUCAAAGAAUAUCUCGCAUCUGAGGAAAAGAUGACUGAAAAGUUGCAGUCUAAGAUAGACAAACAACGAGUGAUGACCAUUAGCAAGCAGAUCGAAGUAAAAGAAGCUGCCACUCGUCAAAAGUUAGCUGAUUUCAAACGACGACUAACUACCUCCAAAAGCAGCGAAACUUUGAACUUAACAGUUGAGACUGACAAUGAGUCAUAUUCAGGAAAUAGUCCCGUUAUCAGUUCUUCUGCCAAACCACAACGAUCUAAAUCUGCUUAUGAAUAUAGUUCCAAAUCACCAAGUUAUGUAAACUCAGAUGGUGCUGUUAAAUCAACCGAUGAUCUGAAUGUCGAGGAGAUUGAAUCUGGUGCUGUUGAUGAGAAUACACUGAUUUCAAGAAACACUGAGGCUAAAAAGAAACCAAGGGCUAAUGCCUUUGCUAUUGAUGUCCAAGCUUUGUUAGCUAAAACCGUUGGUGCUCAGGCCUAUAACAACCAAUUACAUAAUGGUGCUACUCAGGGGUCCUCUCAAAAGUCUAUUAAGACCUCUUCUAAUAGAUGGGAUAAUGCAUACUCAGGGAAACAAGUGAGGCCAGAAUCUGCCGAAAAUGUCUCAUUUGGAAUUUUAAAACGUAACAUACCAACCCAUGAAAAUUAUGACAGUAGGGAAGAAAUUCUUCAUAGAUCUCAAACUGGAAAUAAUACAAAUACCUCAUCAAGUAAAAGUCCUGGUUAUGAUGACCCAUUUGGUGAUCGGAGCCAUAAUAUUGACCCUUUUAGUGCAAAAUCAAUCACCACAGAUCCUUUUACUAAAAGCAGUACUAAGAAUGACACUUACUUUAACCAGUUGUUAAGUAUGAACGACACAGACCCUAGUGUCAUGGGGCGACCAAAAACUGCCCCAGAAAAACAUCGAACAGAUCCAUUUGACUCUGUAGUAGAUUAUGAAUCAACUUCGCAAUCAAUUGAACAUUUUGAAACAUUGUCACGAUCAUUGGAAAAAUCAAAUCUGGAACCUAGUCAAACUGAAAUUCUUUAUUCUGAGGAAAUUCCCGAUAAAUACUCAUCAAGCUCAAGUUUGAAUAAUCAUGGAAACCCUCGCGAAAAAGAAUUAUCGCCACAUUAUAAAGAUGGCAGCACUGUAAACAAUAAUACAUAUGACUGGAAUAAUCAGAUGGAGGCUCCGGGAGAUUUUGACUCAGCUUUGAAUAAAAUGCUUACAAAUAACGAAUCUUUAACUGUCAAAGCCGAACACUAUGAUCAGUUUGCCAGAAAUAACACUAAAAAGCCACAUUCGAGUUAUAAAAAGCCACCUUCUGGUAAAGAGCGAGAUAUGCAUCAGAAAUCACCAGAAAUUCAAAAUGGCUACCUGGAUAAUACUACCAGCAAUGCCACCUAUAUGCAGAGCAAAGAUUACAAUGGAAAAGAUUACAGUGUCGAGUCAAUAUGGGGUGAUAGACUUGGGAAAAUCGAACAAAGCGCAACACCGACAAGCAGUUCAAAGGUAACAAGCAAUGGAUCCUCUCCUCAGAGUAGCAAACUGGCCAAGUAUCUUGAAACAUCCCCUAUUACUGGAGAAACAUACUCAAAACCCAAAGCUGGUAGCUAUGACGACAGUACAGUCCACACCCACUCUACAAGUACGCCACUAAAACAACAUACCAGCCAUACGCAUACAAAUCAAGACUGGAGACGCCAUUUUACAUUCGAAGCACCACAAGCCAAUAAUGAGUCCACAAUGACGUCAUUGACAUUUGAGGAAGGACCUUCUAAAGUAAAAGCUUUAUCGGAUGACAAACGGGAGACAACAUUUAUGGAGAAAGUGACGUCUCAGAAGGAACGAGUGAAGAAGAUACGACAGGCUCGUUUGGCUGCUGAAGUCAUACAAAAAGCCUGGAAAAAAUACUCAAAAAAAGUUUAAUUAUUUGUGAAUGUAGUUUAGCGUCAAUGGGAGUUCGCUAGAAUUUCUCGAAUUUACUGGAAGGAACUUUAUGCAAAUGCCAAUUUUGAGAAAAUGUAAAAUAUUAAUAUUGCCAAUUUUGCCUUCUUUAAAAACGAAAAAAUCCUUAAGUUUUGCAGUUUAUUUUUCAGUUUUGAUUGCCAACUAUUGUCUCAUAUUCUUGGAAAAAUGCCAAAUUUCCUCAUAUUUUGCCAAUUUUGACUAUCCAUUUGCUGAUAUUGAGAAAAUAUGAAAUAAUAUUUCGAAAAACUAUGGAAUGAAUAUACAGAACUAAAGAAUAUAUUCUUGAGAAUAUUUGAAAGGAGCAUGAACAUGAAUGCAGGUCAAAACAGAAAUAAGAUAAAUUGAUUUUGUUUUUUAGCCUUAAUAAGGCCCUUCAAAAGUAGAUUUAUUGUACCUUGGGGCAGUUAUGAUAAAUUGUUAUUAACCAUAGAUAGAUGUGCCAAAUUAUGUUGAUAUGUAGCAGUUGUAGCCAAUAAAUUUUUAGAAUGUAUGCCAUAGUCAAUGUUUUAAAUUGAUGAUAUUCCACAUAAAAUGAAUAAAUGCCCAUGUAAUGGUCCCAUUGGUGGGUCUGAAAAUUGACAAGCUGUUGCAAAUUUGUCUCCAUUUUUCGAAAAAGUGAAGCUUAUUAUUCCAAAAUGUGAAACAAUGUAGCUUAAAAGUUCUAAAUUCCAGGUUCUUAAUGAAUUAACGAAAUGGUCCCAAAAUACACAUUUAGGGGGUAAACUCUGGCCCUUGCCACUCACAAAUCUGCAAUAGUCAUAUUACAAAUUCUUAAUACAGGUUACUGUUAUGACAUCUAUAAAUGCUGAAACAAAUAUUCCUCCAAAUCCACCUCAAGACAAAAGUGAUUCUGUUAUACUUUUCAUACCUUUUGACAUUCAUUGAACUAAGUUUUUGUUUGAAUAGAAAAUGAAAUGAAAAUACAAAGACCCUAUAAGUUCAAUCUCUCUGGCACCAGAACAAGGAUAUCAUUCAUAGCUAUUCUAUGUAAAAGAAACAUCAUGGACCUAACAAACAUAUUUUACAAGAUUUUAAGAUUAAGUGGAUAAUCCAUUUCAGUCUGAGGACUCUUAUGUAUAAGUGAAUAAAUAAUAUCAGAGCAAUAGGAUUAUGAACAACAAAAC